CAGUUCCAUGAGACGGUUGGAUCCGUUUGCCGUUGCCAUGCGCUUUUUCCGAUUUGUUCCUCGCCGACAGUAUUCAAAUCCCGGGCCGAACGCAUUGUGGCACCUGGAUGGCAAUCAUAAACUGGUUCGAUGGGGUAUUGUUGUGCACGGAAUUAUUGAUGGAUACUCUAGGUUUGUCGUUUCGCUACUGGCUGCGACAAAUAACCGUGCGAGUACAGUUCUGCAAGCUUUCGUCAAUGCCUGCGCGUCAUCCGGAGUGCCAUCUAGAGUUCGCACAGAUUGCGGCGGGGAAAAUUUUGGCGUUGCCCGCUGGAUGGAGCAUUACAUGGGUCCGAAUCGUGGAAGUAUUAUUAGAGGGCCUUCCGUUCACAACCAGCGCAUUGAACGGUUGUGGCGCGAUCUGGGACGGGUUGUACUGAAAUUGUUUCGAUCCGUUUUUAUACAUAUGGAAAACAUGGGAAUUCUGGAUAUUAACAGCCAGCGAGACGUGAUGCUUUUGCAUCUAAUUUUUGUGGAUCGAAUCCAAAUGAAGCUGAAUAAUUUCAUCUCCUUUUUUAACAACCAUAAACUGGAAACCGAACGUAAUAUGUCUCCUAGGCAAAUUUUCACUCUUGGAUGCCGGGAGAAGGGGCUAAAAGGAUUUUCCUUACAGCAAGUUAUGUUAGGUGAUCCUCUGCCGCAAUCCGAUGUAGAUAUCCCUGAAAAUUUUCCGGAAUUCAUAACGAAUAAUGCCGCGCAUUCAAGAGAUUCUGUCCCCGUUUUUGAUAUUGUCAGCCUGUACCCUAAUGAAGCCGCCUUCGUCUUAGCCAAUCUGGACAUUACUCAAGAGGACGGAUUUUACGGAAUUCCUUUGUUUCAAGCGGCCAAAGAAAUGUUGCAUCAAAACUUUCCAUUGAAUCUGUGAAAAAUACGGAAGUUGUUAAUAAGCAGCUUCUAUUCUUUAUGUACUGAUUUUAUUGUCGUUAAUGGAUGUCGAAACAUUAAGGUACAUUUGCGCCAUUGUGAGCAGUUUCUUCAUAGUUUCGGUAAACAACACAUUGAACGUAACGAUACUUAAACUCGAUUGCACAAAUCAUGCAGUUUUACAAGUAGAUUUAUGGCUGUAGCUGUACGCAGUACGCAUUACCGAAACAGCAAAUGUAAUUUCCGAUGUAACUGUAGGCAGGUCAAUGUCAUAUUCUUGCGUAUAACGUGCUUAAUUUAUGAGACCUGGUUCAAACAAAUACAUUUGUCACUGCAUUAUUUCACUUAACA
Molecule: messenger RNA, 1254 nt
Organism: Paramacrobiotus metropolitanus
Lineage: Eukaryota; Metazoa; Tardigrada; Eutardigrada; Parachela; Macrobiotidae
Exons: 2
Coding region: 8-904 (298 amino acids)
Biological process (GO): DNA integration
Molecular function (GO): nucleic acid binding
Source: RefSeq, a predicted model, not a curated record